AUGAUGCUCUACAUAAUAUCUCUCUUCUUUCUCUGCAACCUAGUUGCUUCACUCAACCCCGUCCUUAACGUUCAAGAUGAUGGCGGUAAGCAGCUGCCCAAGUUCCUCUGCACCAUCAGAAGCCUCUUUGUUAUGACUGAGCGCCCUUCUCACACGAGCACAGCUUCCUCCAUUAGCCAACCCUGCCGAGACCUCGACAACCAAGACCCCUGUGAGCCAGCGUCAAACUGGUUGACAGGAGACACUAACGAAGACGACGAACGUAUCUGUUUCAGCAACGCGGACUGCUCUAUCAACUUUCAUUGCCAUUUGGGACACUGCAUCAGAACCCCACGCGAUAGUUUCAAAAGAGUUGUCCGAGACAAUCUCCAAGGGAAGUACUGCGUUCUAUUUAUCCCAUUCUCCGAGGGAAGGGUGAAUCAGAAACUAACACCAUCACCUGCACUGCAGUUGGCAAGUGUAGAACCGGUGUCGACUGUCCUCCAGGGUACUAUUGCUGGCGUGGAGGCUGCGUCCAGAUCCCCCGUCCCGCUUCCAAGCCACUUCUCCAUAGAGACAACGAUGGUCAACUCGCCCUUGGCAGAUGCGCAGCGAUGCAAGCAUGUGACCGAUUGCCCACGGGGCAAAUGGUGCAUGGACGGAUUCUGCUGGCCAUUUGAUCAAUCCACAAAGCUAGCGGCUCGUGGUAUAGACAUUGAAAAUUCAGAUAAUCUGAAGACUCGACAGAGAUGCCAUCUUCAUGUGCAUUGCGGGCCAACCGGACUCUGCAUCCAUGGUUGGUGCCAAUACGUGUCUAAUGCGAUGUCCCAAGAUGGCACAGAGAGCGUUGGAGUAGGCAACGAAGUUACAGAAGAACGCGACAUGCUUGGGCCUCGCAAAUGCACGAGUGACCGAGAAUGUUACCCUCGAGCACUAUGUGUGAACGGCAGAUGCAAUCAUUCCCACGGAGGUGAAGACGACUCUUGA
Aspergillus caelatus is the source of this 966-nucleotide messenger RNA. RefSeq lists its product as uncharacterized. NCBI's taxonomy places the organism in Eukaryota, Fungi, Ascomycota, Eurotiomycetes, Eurotiales, Aspergillaceae. The record is from RefSeq and is a predicted model, not a curated record. Bases 1 to 966 code for a protein of 321 amino acids. The transcript has 3 exons.